Molecule: messenger RNA, 3421 nt
Organism: Porites lobata
Lineage: Eukaryota; Metazoa; Cnidaria; Anthozoa; Scleractinia; Poritidae
Source: the annotation of a GenBank genome assembly
AUGGCGUUGUUGGGAGAGUGUCAGAGGGCUCCUUUUACUUUCGUCUUCUUGUAUUUGAGUGAGUGAGUGUGUGUCUUGGUUUCUUGGUCUCCUUUGUUGGCUGUACUGGGUUUCCUUUUGUUCCUGAGUGAGUGUGUCUCUUGGUUUCUUGGUCGCCUUUGUUGGUUGUACUGGGUUUCCUUUUGCUUGAGUGAGUGUGUCUUGCUUCCCUUAGUCGUCGGUGGCUAGGGAAUUUUCUUUGCUUGAGUGAGUGUGUCUUGGGUUUCUUGGUCGCCUUUGUUGGUUGUACUGGGUUUCCUUUUGCUUGAGUGAGUGUGUCUAUGGGUUCUUGGUCGCCUUCGUUGGUUGUACUUGGUCUCCUUCUUGUUUGAGAGAGUGUGUCUCGGGACUGUUGGUGUCCGUUUUAGUUUAUCGCCAGUUUAGUUUCAGUUUAGUUUUUAGUUUCCUCCUUUUGGAGUGGUUCUGAGUGUGUGUGUCUUUAGUUUUAGUUAUUGUUUUUAGGGAGUGCCCGCGUCUUUUAACUUGUUCUUUAGUCCUGUAGAUGUUUGUCCUGUAGAUGUUUGUCUUGUACUGUGUAUGUAGGGGCGGGGGUUCAAUUCCCCCAGUCAGUUUCUGUGCUGGUGCACUGCCCCGUUUGAUGUGUGUUUGGUACUAGACGUUAAGUCUGGCGGCAUUGCACUACCCUACUGGGGGCCGGCCAUUCACCUCAAAUACAAAAAAACUUACCUGACGCUCGCGACGCGCUCCUAAUACCAUUUUUGGUGUAGGUUCGCUCGCUUGUGGUAAGUGUUGCUGUGUUUUCCUGGUGCGUGUUCUUCCCUUCGUGGAUACCGCCUCUCGACUUUGCAGUUUUUGGUGGCCUUCGCCUUGCAGUGGUAGUUUGGCUCCUUGGUUCACGGAUCGGUUUUUGUAAGUUUUUACUCUUUUUUGUAUUAUAGUUGGGUUGCCCCCCCGGUUCCGCUUUUAGCGGGCUUCGGUCCCCCCGUCCCUUGUUGGGCGUUGCCCAUAAGGGUUUUUUUUGGGUCUCUCUCUUUUUUGGUUUGGUUGGGCUUUUUGGUCGCCCUUCUCCUUUUUUCCCCCGCCCGUCAGGGCUUUACUUUUUUGGUUCGGUAUUGUUAUGUCUCGUGCGCGCACUUUUCCGUGCACUGUCUCUGUUGAUGUUUCGGGCCUUGCGGCUCAGGGCUCGUCCCGCCCGGAUGUUGUUUCGGCCAUUGUCGAUCAGUUUGGGACUAUGCCAAUCGCGGCUGUUCAGUUUUUUGGCACAGAAGCCAAGGUUACUUUUGAGCGACAAGAACAUAAACAUAGUGUUAUGCAGCACCAAUCUGUUUGUAUUAGGGGGGUGGAUUGUGACAUUCGUGGUGGGGGUCCUCGCCCUCAAAAUGUUCUCAUUUAUAAUUUCCCUUUUGAAAUUGGGCAUGAUGUUGUCAAGGCUGCACUAAGUUUUUUUGGAGAUGUUGAGUACGUUCGGUUCCGUCACUGGAUCAACCUUACUGAUGUUUGUGACGGUGUCCGCACGGUGAGGAUGGUCCGUACUCGGGCUAUCCCCCGUAACUUGAUUAUCGAUGGCUUCCCGGUGAAGGUUUCCUAUGUGGGCCAAGAGCCCGAGUGUGACAUCUGUGGGAAGAAAGGGCACAUCGCACGAUCUUGUGAUAUGCGGGGAAAAUGUAUGGAGUGCAAACAGCCUGGGCAUUUCCAGCAAAAUUGCCCGGUGCAUCGUCGUCGUCUUGCCAAUCCUGAUCUUGACCUCCCCGAGGUUAGCGAGUCUGUCGUUUCUGUUCCCGGUAUGCCUGAGUCUGCCUCUGCCAGGGCUGCCACUGUUGCUGUUGAUUCUGCCCCUGCGGGCCUUCCGGCUGAGAUCCCAGAUGGUGCCGGCUCUUCGGAGGUGGGGGAUGCCUCCUCCCAGGCUGUUAGUCAGUCGAUUCUGGCUGGUGUUUCCGCUCCCUGUGAUCUGAGUGAGUCUGUUGACUCCCGUGAUAACCAAUUAGAUGAGCUUGUUUCUCUGGGGUCCAUUGGCGCUGGCACAAAUUGUUCUGACUCCUUGUUUGGAGCGGUUGUUACUACCCCAAAUUCAAAUUUGUCUGGGGACCACCCUCCAAAUUCUAAUUUGUCUGUAGUUAAUGUCAAUAAAUCUAGUGAUAAUGCUAUUAGUAAUGACAUAGUUAAUAGUGGCAAUAGUGGUAUUAGUAACGACAUAGUUAAUAGUGAAUCAAGUAAGAGUGGCAAUAGUGGCAUUAGUAAUGACAUAGUUAAUAGUGAAUCAAAUAUGAAUGAUGAUAGUAAUGUUAGUGAUAUGCAAAGCAAUAAUGACUUUAGUUCUGUAGAUAAUGAUGAAGUUAACGAAAAUGUCUAUGAAACUAGUAGUGAGGGUUUGUUAUCUGAUGAGGACUCUGGUGAUAAUGAUAGUGAUGAUGAGGAUGAACCUGGUGUUAAUGUUCCUAGUGUUAAUAUUGUCAGUCCUGGCUCUAGCCUGUCUGGCCUCUCUGGCUUGUCGGGUAGUCGGCCUCCUCAGUCUAGAUUGCCUGUUGCUGUGGGCAAAGGCUCUAGCACUACCAUCAGCUCCAAAAUUCCUAAGGUUCUGGGCGCAGGGGUUCGUAAGGCCAGUAGCUCCCGCCCUGCUGGUCUUAGUUUGGGUAUGCCUAAAGCUGCUGAGGAUUGGGGUGAGUUGUCUCAACGCCGCAGAUGAGAUGGCGCUGUCUAUAAUUACUAUUAACGUUAAUGGGUUGCGGGAUGCUGGUAAACGUGCGGGUGUAGUGCAGUGGCUCCAGGCUCUGCCUUCUCCUAUUGACAUUGUGUGUUUGCAAGAGGUCCAUUGCACGUCGGUUGAGGAGUGCACUAGGUGGUUUUCCUCCUCUGGCCUCUUUUGUGUUGUGUCCUCGGGUUCCGUGCACUCAUUGGUUGUGUAGUCUUGUACCGCCCUCGCUUGUCUCUUGUUGGUUCUUGGUCUGAUGCUGAUGGUCGUUUUGUACAGUGUGAGUUCUCUUUUCAGGCUAAGCUCUUUCGGGUCGCGUGUAUUUAUGCGCCUAACCGAAAUCCUGCUCGGGACACUUUCUUUCGGAUGUGGAGGGGCGUGUUGAUCCCUCAGUCCCUACCUUGCUCUGCGGUGAUUUUAACGCUGUUUUUGAUCGCCUUUUGGACCGAGUUGGCUCGGACCCUUUCGAUACUGCUCGUGAGAGCUCAGUUGCGCUUUCACGUCUCUUUUCGUUCUGUUGUGUUCUUGACAUCUGGCGCUACCUACAUCUGUCUUCCAACAGUUUCACCUGGUCGAGAUGGAACGGCCUUGUUUCCUGUCGUAUUGAUCUUUUUGGGGUUCCUUUCUCUUGGGUUUCUGCUGUCUCUGCCUGUGAUAUUCUUCCUUUCCCGUUUUCUGACCACUGUGCGGUUCACCUGGCUGUUCUGGAUGAACCGGAGUAUGUUACCUUAA